This is a messenger RNA of Entamoeba dispar SAW760, 576 nucleotides long. RefSeq names its product peroxiredoxin, putative. Gene Ontology annotation, molecular function: thioredoxin peroxidase activity. NCBI's taxonomy places the organism in Eukaryota, Evosea, Mastigamoebida, Endamoebidae. Bases 1 to 576 code for a protein of 191 amino acids. The record is from RefSeq and is a predicted model, not a curated record. Gene Ontology annotation, cellular component: cytosol. Gene Ontology annotation, biological process: cell redox homeostasis; response to oxidative stress; hydrogen peroxide catabolic process. The transcript has a single exon.
AUGAACACAAAAAGUAAAGAAGAAGGAAGAAUGAUAAAAAGAGUUAAAGAAAUGUAUCAAACAAUCACAAGAACAAGAAUCAAAGUUGGAGAAAAAGCACCAAAAAUAAGAGGGAAAUCAUAUUAUAAAGGAGAAAUCAGAGAAUAUGAAAUGAAGGAAGAGAAAGGGAAAUAUCAUGUGAUUGCAUUUUAUUGUAGAGAUUUUUCAAGAAUUUGUCCAAAAGAAAUCAAAGAAAUAAGUGAAAAUAUUGAUAAAUUUAAAGAAUUAAAAACAGAAGUAAUUGGGAUUUCAGUCGAUUCAGUAGAAGAACACAAAAGAAUGUGUUCAAGAAAAGAUGAAAAAGGAAUAGGAGAAAUAGAAAUUGAAUUAAUAGAAGAUGUAAACCAUCAAAUAACAGAAAGUUAUGGAUUACUUUCUAUAAUAGGAGUAUCAAAUAGAGCAACAAUUAUUAUUGAUGAUAAAGGAAUUGUUAGGAGAGUUGAUAUUCAUUCAAUGAUUACAGGAAGAAAUGUUAAAGAAAUAAUAAAUGAAUUAAAAAAUAUAAUAACAAUAGAUAAAAAGAAGAAUCAAAAUUAA